UGAUUGGUCGACAUCAGCAGUAAGUUUGAAAGUGACUGAAUGUGCUGCUCAUCCUGUCAGUGUCAGACAACAGGGACACAAAGAUGGAGAUAAUUCAAGCUCUUCACGUUUUUGUCAGAUCGCUGCUGUUUCUGCUGCUGUGGUCAAACUGUGAAGGAAGAGAGUCGGACCUCAACCACGUUACCUGCGGCUCACUGGUCAAACUGCUCAACACCAGACACAAUGUCCGCCUGCAUUCCCAUGAUGUCAAAUACGGCUCAGGCAGUGGACAGCAGUCUGUAACUGGAGUGGAGAACGCAGAUGAUGCCAACAGUUAUUGGCAGAUUCGUGGGAAGCCUAACCGUCCGUGUCAGCGCGGUGCAGCUAUCAAGUGUGGUCAGGCCAUCCGCAUCACACACAUGAAGACCGGUCGAAACCUCCACACACACCACUUCAGCUCACCCCUGUCUAAUAACCAGGAGGUUAGCGCCUUUGGAGAGAAUGGCGAGGGUGACGACCUGGACGUUUGGACGGUGCAGUGUGACGGUGUUCACUGGGAGCGCGACGAGGCAGUGCGCUUCAAACACGUGGGCACCGAUGUCUUCCUGAGCGUGACAGGCGAGCAGUAUGGCCAUCCCAUCCGCGGCCAGCGGGAGGUGCACGGCAUGAGCACUCCAAACCAGCACAACUGGUGGCGCUCCAUGGAGGGCGUGUUCCUUCAGCCCAGCCAGAUGCCGCUGCGCCACGAUGAGCUCUGACAUCAUCACUAGGAGACACAAAGCAUGUGGAUUCAAUUUGAGGGUUCCAUAGCUCUCCUGGACCAAAUGACGUCAUGUGUGAAGGAUGAAGAAUACUUGACUGAUGACUCAUCUCAGUACAUGUGAAGCACUCAGGGUGGUCUGAGACAAGGAGGAUAAUAUUUUUCCCUAAAAGUUUGAAUAAGAGCAAUGAUACUGUAUGUAGUGUAGGCAUAUGGUCUAUAGAUCAGUUUCCUCCUUAGAGAAUUUCAAAGUGAAGGAAAUAUUUUUUGUAAAAACCAAGGCUAGGUUACCAACUAGGUAAAGCAACUACCACUGGGCCCACAAAAGCCCUUAAAGACACACGUUCACUGUUGUAAUCUGAAUAAUUUUGUAAAUAUGCACAUCUAAAGAACAAUAUCAGUUGAAAUGUUGAUGGGCCUUGUGUCAAAUAAAACCUUUUAGUUCAA
This is a messenger RNA of Epinephelus moara (kelp grouper), 1186 nucleotides long. It is a transcript of the gene sdf2l1, whose product is annotated as stromal cell-derived factor 2-like 1. The record is from RefSeq and is a predicted model, not a curated record. Bases 84 to 737 code for a protein of 217 amino acids. Lineage: Eukaryota; Metazoa; Chordata; Actinopteri; Perciformes; Serranidae. The transcript is spliced from 3 exons.